Messenger RNA from Necator americanus (New World hookworm), 2976 nucleotides. RefSeq lists its product as uncharacterized. The record is from RefSeq and is a predicted model, not a curated record. Bases 1 to 2976 code for a protein of 991 amino acids. Gene Ontology annotation, biological process: telomeric loop disassembly; negative regulation of t-circle formation; negative regulation of DNA recombination. Lineage: Eukaryota; Metazoa; Nematoda; Chromadorea; Rhabditida; Ancylostomatidae. Gene Ontology annotation, molecular function: DNA binding; hydrolase activity, acting on acid anhydrides, in phosphorus-containing anhydrides; DNA polymerase binding. Gene Ontology annotation, cellular component: nucleus. The transcript is spliced from 27 exons.
AUGGUUAGUGUGAACAUUCGAGGUGUGGACGUGAUGUUCCCAUUUUCUCCAUAUGAAUGUCAGUUGGCGUAUAUGAAUAAGGUCAUUGAAGCGAUUGAUAUGAAAUUCGACACAGCUCUAGAAUCACCGACUGGAACAGGAAAAACAUUGUCGUUGCUUUGUUCAACGUUAGCUUGGCUUCAAAAACAGAAGCUUAUGCUUCAAGUGACUUUUCAGGAUGUUGCCACCCAGAUGGCAACAGGGUCCAUACCUUCUCUAUCUACAUUCCUUCCACGAGUUUACUAUUGCUCAAGAACUCACAGUCAAUUAGCCCAAGUAGUCCGAGAGUUAAAUCGAACUAUGUACAAAGACAUCCGGACAACAGUUCUUGGUUCACGAGAUCAGCUUUGCAUAAACGAUAAAGUCAGCAAACAGCCAGAUAGUCGAUUGAAAACAGCAAUGUGUCGCAGCCUGGUUUCGAAGCACACCUGCUAUUACUACAAUACCUGGGAUAGAGCUUCGCUGGACUAUCUUAAUGGAAUUUUUGCUGUGGAAGGAGGAGUUCCCGAUAUCGAGGAUAUGGUCGCAAUCGGACAAAAACAUAGCAUAUGCCCAUUCUAUCGGUGUCGGCAAAUGCAAGAAACAGCUGAAUUGGUGCUACUACCGUACAACUACAUUAUUGAUCCUCAACUGAGAAAAAUUCAUAGGGUUGACUUGUCGGGGAGCAUUGUUAUAUUCGACGAAGCCCACAACCUGGAGAGUGUUUGCGAAGAUGUCGUGUCUGUCGAAUUUUCGUCAAUAAACAUAGCUUUAGCUAUUGAUGAAUUGAAAGAAGCUAUACAUUGUCUGCAGAGUGAUACUGAAGAGCUUAGAGCACAGCUGGACAACUCAUCACAAGCAUUUAGUAGUGGUUUGAUCGAAGCAGGAAAACAAAAACAAGGGCCGCCGUUUGAAAUCAGCGAAGCAGCGGUUCUUUUGAGUAUACUCUUUGAGUUAGAAGUGAAAAUAGAGGAAACUUUCAACGAUAAAAUGGGGCUUAAUUUGGAGGGUAUUCCUGGAAAGGUAUUUCCUGGCAGUCGCCUUCUGAAGACGUUUGAGGAUGCUGGAAUUUCAUUCGAUAAAGCUGAAGUUUUCACCAAGUUGUUGAUGAAUGUUGUUGAUUAUUUUCAAAGGGAAACUGAUUCGAAACCUUUAUCUGCUGAACGGGGAAAAAAUCUGGAACUACUUAGAAACUUUAUAUCAGUGGUUUACGUCAGCAUCUCUAAGGAAUCUGCUUUAGCUAUCACGAAUAAAACGCACGUCAGAGACAUAAAAUGUGAAAAAGUUUGCUUGGACACUAACCAAGUUGGACAGCAUUUUAAACUUUAUAUGGUUAAAGAAGAAGGGACAUCAACAAAGCCUGCUACUACAAUUCUGAAAUUCUGGUGUUUUACAUCGGCGAUUGCAAUGCGAUCAUUGAAAAUGAAUGGUGUAAGGACAAUUAUUGUUACGAGUGGUACAUUGUCUCCUUUGGAGAAUUUCACUAGAAAUAUUGGACUUGAAUUUGGGAGCACUUUGGAGAAUGGACACGCGGCAAAAAGUAGCCAAGUACUCGCUGGAAUUGUCAGCAAAUCACCUGUUACUGGAUGUGUUCUGAACGGUAGCUUUUCUCAAAGGAAUCGAAAUAGCUAUGCUCAAGGUAUUGCAGAGUCUAUUUUAUCGUUAGCGAGUUCUGUUCCCCAAGGUAUACUUGUGUUUUUCGCGUCGUACAGCCUCAUGUACCACUUGAUAUCAAAGUUCAAGGAAAUGAAAUGUAGGAAAGGAUCAUCUAAAAGCUACUAUGAUUCUAUGUUGGAAGCAAAGUCUAUUGUGGUAGAGCCCAAACAAAAGAACACCUUAUCUCAAAUACGACACGAGUUUACUCAAGGUGUACGAAAUGGUCAUGGUGCUAUGUUCUUUGCUGUUUGUAGAGGAAAGGUCAGCGAAGGAAUCGAUUUUUCUGAUGCAGAUUCUAGAGCUGUCUGUGUAGUUGGCAUACCAUUUCCUCCGUUGAUGGAUGUUAAAAUUUGCCUUAAACGACUGUACAUAAAUGAAUUGGCAGCGAUGGAUAAAAGUGCUCAAAGUUCGGACGAAUGGUAUGUGACGGAAGGAUACCGUGCUGUUAAUCAGGCUAUUGGACGUGUGUUAAGACAUGUGAAUGAUUUCGGUGUCGUUGCGUUGUUAGACGAGAGAUUUGCGACAGUACGACGUGAAUAUUUCCCAUCAUGGCUAAGAGGCUCCAUGAAAGUUUUCAAUGAUGGAUCCGAUAUGAUAGUGGCAACGAACCGAUUUUUUGCUGAGCGGAAGAUGGAGGUAAAGAAAUCCUAUGUCACCUUAAUGCGCAAUGCUAAAAAAGAGAGUGGAGGUGCAGGUGCUAUAAGGAAACGGACUAACGCUAUGUUGACAACUGAUGCGGUUGAUAAAGAGUAUGUUCUGGACUAUGGGAUUUAUUCAUGUGCGCCUAUACGUAAGGAGGAACCAAAUACCAAGAAAACGCUUGCGGGAUCUGGCAGUCUGCUGUCAAUAUGUGAUGAUGAAGUCCCUCGUAGGAGCAAAUCACUUCCAUUAGUCGACAAUUUUGAUGUUAGCACAGGGUUGGAUCAACCGUCCAGUAGUUCUCAACCGAUUAGGAAGAAGUUAAAGUUGAAGCGCACUCUAAACAAUCCUUAUGAUGAGUCGAAUGCGAUUCUACAGAAAAAGUCCUCGUCACUACCAUUCUGCUACGAACAGGCGUCAUCAAUCACUCCUAAACAAUUCUUUGAACUUCUAACAAAAAUCAACAAAUGUAAGGAUGUAGCCGUCUUGAUGAAACAAUUCUCUACUGGGGGAAUCACUUUCGCAGAGCUUCUCAAACAUUUGGAGGAGAUAUUAUUACCUGACUUUCCACAAGUUUUCCUUGGCUGUUGUUCUGUCAUAGAGAAUGUGGAGCAGAAGCAAAUCCUGCUACAACGAGCACUAGCUUUGAGUUUAAAAUUUUGA